UUCCACGGUUUUCACCUAAAGCCCAGAGGGUUUUGGGCAUUAUGUGGCGGUUGGGCCUUUACGGGAGCUGGGGGAUAUUUUAUUCUAUUUAUUUGGGCUGUGAGGGCGUUGAGGGCUGUGAGGGGAACAUGGCUGCCAGGGCCUGAGGGGAACUGGGGCGGUGUGAAAUGGAGAGCUGAGGUAAUUUGGGAUAAUUUGAGUUGUUUAUCCUUCUUAGAUAGAGCCAGGAUGGGGAAACGCAGGAGCCGCCCAAUUCCAGGCGACAGGAAAUUCCACGCUCCCAAGGCCAAGAGGAUCCUUCUGGAAGCACCAGGAGCCGAUCCCUGUGGAGAUCCUGCCAGGAUGGAUCCCGAGGUCCCAAAAGGGGGAAAAACUCCCCCUAAAAUUGGUGGUUUUAAUGUGAAUUUUCAGGAAGGGAGAGACGAGGAAAUUGGAGGUGGCAGAGCACUGGGAUCACCAAACCAGGGCAUUUCCCAUGGGGUGGAAAAGAAUCAUCUGGAAUCGCCCCAGGUGGGAAUUUUGGAAGUGGAUGGGGCAGGAAAGGAUGAGUUGGAGUCACCAAAAAUAGGAAUUUUGGAUGGGGCAGGAGAGAAUUGUGGAGAAUCGUCAAAAUUGGAGGUUUUGGAGGUGGAUAGGGCAGGAGAAGAGAAGAUGGAGCCACUAAAAAUGGGAAUUUUGGGUGGAACGGGAGAGGAGCAGCUGGAACCACCAGAAAAAGGAAUUUUGGAGAUGGAUGGGGCAGGAGAAGAGAAGAUGGAGCCACUAAAAAUGGGAAUUUUGGGUGGAACGGGAGAGGAGCAGCUGGAAACACCAGAAAAAGGAAUUUUGGAGGGGUAUAGAGCAGGAGAAGAAAAGCUGGAGGCACAGAAAAUGAGAAUUUUGGAUGGAAUGGGAGAGGAGCAGCUGGAAUCACCAGAAAAAGGAAUUCUGGAGGUGAGUGGGGCAGGAGAAGAGCAGAUGGAACCACCAAAACCAGGAAUUCUGGAUGGAACAGGAGAGGAGCAGCUGGAACCACCAAACCCAGGAAUUUUGGAGAUGGAUGGGGCAGGAGAAGAGCAGAUGGAGCCACUGAAAAUGGGAAUUUUGUGUGGAACAGGAGAAGAUCAGCUGGAAUCACCAAAAAAAGGAAUUUUGGAGGGGGAUAGAGGAGGAGAAGAAAAGCUGGAGGCACAGAAAAUGGGAAUUUUGGAUGGAAUGGGAGAGGAGCAGCUGGAACCACCAAAAAAAGGAAUUUUGGAGGGGGAUGGAGCAGGACAAGAGAAGAUGGAGCCACUGAAAAUGGGAAUUUUGGGUGGAACAGGAGAAGAUCAGCUGGAAUCACCAAAACCAGGAAUUUUGGAGGUGGAUGAGGCAGGAGAAGAGCAGCUGGAAACACCAAAACCAGGAAUUCUGGAUGGACCAGGAGAGGAGCAGCUGGAAUCACCAAAAAUGGGAAUUUUGGAGGUGGAUGGGGCAGGAAAGGAGCAGAUGGAAUCACCAAAACCAGGGAUUUUAUCACCAAAAAUGGGAAUUUUGGAGGUGGAUGGAGCAAGAGAGGAGCAGCUGGAACCAAACUGGGAGAUUCCCAAACUGGGAAUUUUGGGUGGAACGGGAGAGGAGCAGCUGGAAUCACCAAAACCAGGAAUUUUAUCACUAAAAAUGGGAAUUUUGGAGGUGGAUGGAGCAGGAGAGGAGCAGCUGGAAUCACUGGAAAUGGGAAUUUUGGGUGGAACGGGAGAAGAGCAGAUGGAAUCACCAAAACCAGGAAUUUUAUCACCAAAAAUGGGAAUUUUGGAGGUGGAUGAGGCAGGAGAGGAGCAGCUGGAACCAAACUGGGAGACUCCCAAACUGGGAAUUUUGGGUGGAACGGGAGAGGAGCAGAUGGAACCACCAAAACCAGGAAUUUUAUCACCAAAAAUGGGAAUUUUGGAGAUGGAUGGGGCAGGAGAGGAGCAGCCAGAGGCAAACUGGGAGAUUCCCAAACUGGGAAUUUUGGGUGGAGCAGGAGAGGAGCAGCUGGAAUCACCAAACCCAGGAAUUUUAUCACCAAAAAUGGGAAUUUUGGAGGUGGAUGGGGCAGGAAAGGAGCAGCUGGAGCCACUGGAAAUGGGAAUUUUGGGUGGAGCAGGAGAGGAGCAGCUGGAAUCACCAAACCCAGGAAUUUUAUCACCAAACCCAGGGGAUUGUGGAGCCCCCGAGGGAAGCUCAGAGCCCUGGCACCCCCCAGGCCACCCCCACCCCACAUCCCCGACGAACACCCCACGCCAAAGCUCCAAACCCGCCGAGCCGCCCGACGCCAGCGACGUCAUCCGCGGGCUGAUCCGGGAGCUCUCCGACCUCAACCGCCUGGCCAUGGGUGCCCGCCGAGGGCUGGAGCUGCUGCUGAGGAGGCCGAGGGCACGGCGGGCACGGCGGGCACGGAGGGCAGCGCCCGCUGGGAGCCGCUGGAAAGAGGGGUAGGGAUGUCGGGAGGGACAGAAAUCUUUGGGGAUUUAUUGGUGGAAUAAAGCGAGGUUGGUCUGGAGAAUGCA
Molecule: messenger RNA, 2510 nt
Organism: Haemorhous mexicanus (house finch)
Lineage: Eukaryota; Metazoa; Chordata; Aves; Passeriformes; Fringillidae
Product: break repair meiotic recombinase recruitment factor 1-like
Exons: 5
Coding region: 229-2439 (736 amino acids)
Biological process (GO): double-strand break repair involved in meiotic recombination
Source: RefSeq, a predicted model, not a curated record